Etheostoma spectabile (orangethroat darter) is the source of this 2139-nucleotide messenger RNA. RefSeq names its product proteinase-activated receptor 3. The record is from RefSeq and is a predicted model, not a curated record. Lineage: Eukaryota; Metazoa; Chordata; Actinopteri; Perciformes; Percidae. Gene Ontology annotation, biological process: blood coagulation; phospholipase C-activating G protein-coupled receptor signaling pathway; positive regulation of Rho protein signal transduction. The transcript is spliced from 2 exons. Gene Ontology annotation, molecular function: thrombin-activated receptor activity. Bases 183 to 1325 code for a protein of 380 amino acids. Gene Ontology annotation, cellular component: plasma membrane.
ACAGAAACCAAAGACAACCCACAUUCCCCGUGGUGGGCCCGGGAGGUGUCGUUGUAGCUCGAGCACACCAACAGAGGAGCAGCAAACAAAAGUGACACAGAGCAGCGAUGAAAUGCGGAGCUGAGCACGCAGCGAGCCCGAGAGAAGGGAUUUUUCGAGAGCUGUUCAAGGAUUAGAAGAAAAUGGGGAAAGUGCUCUUUUUCUCCCUGGUUUUUGUCGUCUGUCUGAGUGGCACCCUUCAAAAGGAAGAGAAAGGGAGAAGACAACUGCAGAGCAACAGCUCCGAGGUUUGGGUUGUUGUGCCCAGAACAUUUUUAGGAGAGCACGUUAUUCAGACCAAAUCCUUUAUUGUUCCAAAUGGGACACAAGCUCCCAUUUCAUCCCAGUCCCCUCCAGCUCUGCAGUCUCUAAGCAACAGCACCGUCGGGUACCUACGCGGCGCCCUGAGCACCCGGGUCAUCCCCGUUAUUUACAUGUUGGUUGUUGCUGUGGGGAUCCCGGCCAACAUCGCCAUCUUGUGCACGGUGGGCUCUAAAAUCCGAAAAGUGUCCUCCGCCAUCCUCUACUGCAGCCUGGCUGUCUCCGACCUCUUUCUCCUCCUCUCCCUCUUCUUCAAGGCUCACUACCAUUUCCAUGGAAACCACUGGGUGCUCGGAGAGGCUGCCUGCCGGGUGGUCACGGCCUGUUUCUAUGGCAACCUCUACUGCUCAGCCCAGACGCUGGCCUGCAUCAGCAUCAAGCGCUACCUGGCUGUGGCGCACCCGUUCAUGUACAAAGGUCUCCCCAAGAGGAUGUUCACCGCCUGGGUCAGCGUGGUGGUUUGGGGGGUGUUCGGUGCCGCCGUCAUCCCGGAGCUCCUGGUCCAGCAGAGCUAUUGGAUCCCAGAGGUGGACCGCAUCACCUGCCACGACGUCAUGCCUCUUUCCUCUGAGACCGACAUCUUUCUGCUCUACUACAACCUGUUUCUGACCGUCUUCGGCCUCCUGCUGCCGCUGGUGGUCACGGUCGUGUGCUACGCCCGAAUCGUGCACGAACUGAAGCGAUCGCACCAAGACUGGGCGAUGUACAUCAAGGCCAGCUCGCUGGUGUUUGUCAUCUUCCUCGUGUGUUUUUCCCCCGCUGGAGUCCUGCACUUCCUCCAUUACGUGCAACUGUUUGUGGACAGAACAGAGAGUUUGUACGUGCACUUUAAAGUGGCGGUGUGUUUGUACUGCCUCCAUGCCUGUCUGGACCCCUUCCUGUUUCUUCUCAUGUCCAAGUCUGCAGGCUCUUCAUUUAACUUCAGGGCCUUUAAAAAAGGGAAAACCCUGAGCUUAUCUGUCUAAGAGAGACCUAUCGGUUACAAAAAAAAUGCAUUUGAAUUUGAUUUUCCUAGCAGAAGCUAAUUUUUCUCUGUGGCUGGAAUCCAGAUAGAAAGCAAAAAAGGGUCUCGACUGCAUUAAUGAUAAACAAGCAAACGCAGACUCCCCAUUGCACUAAAUGUCUGACAUGCAAGUAGAUUACAUUUAUUAUAAAUACAGUUGAGUCUGUGUCAGAGAUACAGAACAAGAAGAAAGAUAGUUAACAUGUUAUGUAUGUUGCAAAGAAACUCCUGCACACUGUCUAACUUGCGAAAAGUCUUUUAAGAAGUUGAAUGAAUUUAAUAGUAGGCAACGUUUUGGUACUAGACCAUCACGUGGCCUUCUUGUGAUGUGCAAAGCAUUUUUCUGUACUGAAUGUUCAUUGUGUAAAAAUGAAAAGAAAGUAUGCAUUUUAUAUAUAUGAUACGCAUUAUACUUAGAUUUUAUUUUUUAAACCUCAGUCUGUGUUGCUUUUCAUAUUCUAAUAUUUGAGUUUAGAGGAAGUCAUUUAGUCAUAUUUUAGAUAUCUUCCUUGGCGUAAAAUUAAUAUCUAAUAGGUAUUAACAUGAAACAGACUGACUCUGGAAAAUAAUUUGUCCAUGCCUUUUUGUAUUUCUGUCAUCACGUAUGGAGAUAAACUAUGCCUGAGCCGUGUUGUGAGGUAGCGGUAUUUCCUGCCUGGCCUGCACAGGAAGUAGGAUGACACACCAGACUUAUUCAGAACUGGAAAAAAAAAUGUAAGAGGAAGUGAUUUGUAUCUGUCUGGAAACAAAUAUAAAGUCUGUGGCUAAAAUCUAAA